Xenopus tropicalis (tropical clawed frog) is the source of this 3225-nucleotide messenger RNA. RefSeq names its product myotubularin related protein 2 (gene mtmr2). The transcript is spliced from 14 exons. Gene Ontology annotation, cellular component: sarcomere; filopodium; cytoplasm. NCBI's taxonomy places the organism in Eukaryota, Metazoa, Chordata, Amphibia, Anura, Pipidae. Gene Ontology annotation, molecular function: protein tyrosine phosphatase activity; phosphatidylinositol-3,5-bisphosphate 3-phosphatase activity. The record is from RefSeq and is a predicted model, not a curated record. Bases 117 to 1829 code for a protein of 570 amino acids.
CGUGCGCAUGCGCUGCUGGUAUCGCGAUCCCGAAGUGCAGAAAAUAUCUUGGGGUGCGGGAAGAAGCGCCCCCCGAUCUAUCAGCCGGGUCCGGAUAGGAGAAAGCAGCCGUCGGGAUGGAGGAGCUGCUCUUACUCCCCGGAGAGUCAGUUAAGGACAUCGCCAAAGACGUUACGUACAUCUGCCCAUUCAGCGGCGCAUAUCGGGGGAGCUUCACCGUCACCAAUUACCGACUCUAUUUCAGAAGUCUGGAAAGGGACCGACACCUCGUCCUGGAUGCCCCUCUUGGAAUUAUAAGUAGAAUAGAGAAAAUCGGCGGAGCUGCCAGUCGUGGCGAAAAUCCCAAUGGCAUCGAAAUUGUCUGCAAGGAUAUGCGGAACAUCCGAUUUGCCUACAAGCAAGAUCUGCGCACGCGUAAAUCUGUAUUUGAGAAUCUCGUGAAGUUUGCCUUUCCAUUAAAUUACGGCUUGCCUCUCUUUGCCUUUGAGUACAAAGAAGUGUUUCCUGAAAACGGCUGGAAGGUCUAUGACCCGAUCCAGGAAUACAGGCGGCAGGGCAUCCCCAAUGAAAGCUGGAGAAUUACCCGGGUGAACGAGCGAUACGAGUUGUGCGAUACUUACCCAGCAUGCUUGGUUGUGCCGGCAAAUAUCUCCGAUGAUGAACUGAGGAAAAUAGCAGCUUUCAGGGCGCAGGAUCGGAUACCGGUGCUGUCAUGGAUUCACCCUGAAAGCCAGGCUGCUAUAACCCGGUGUAGCCAACCCCUGCCAGGAGUCAAUGGCAAGAGAAGCAAAGAGGAUGAGAAGUACCUGCAGUCAAUCAUGGAUGCCAACGCUCAGUCCCACAAAGUCUUUAUCUUUGAUGCAAGGCCUAGUGUUAACGCUGUGGCAAAUAAGGCUAAAGGUGGGGGGUACGAGAGUGAAGACGCCUAUCAGAACGCAGAGCUAGUGUUCCUGGAUAUCCAUAAUAUUCACGUGAUGAGAGAGUCACAGAGAAAACUCAAGGAGAUCUCAUACCCAAGCAUUCAGGAGGCAAACUGGCUGUCUAACCUGGAGUCUACCCACUGGCUGGAGCAUAUCAAGCUGAUCCUUGCCGGUGCCUUAAGGAUUGCCGACAAAGUGGAAUCGGGAAAAACGUCGGUGGUGGUGCACUGCAGCGAUGGCUGGGACCGCACUCCCCAGCUCACUUCCCUGGCCAUGAUAAUGCUUGACGGCUACUACCGCACCAUCCGAGGCUUCGAAGUGCUUGUGGAGAAGGAGUGGGUCAGCUUUGGGCACAGAUUCUAUCAGAGAACCGGACACGGUGAUAAGAAUCACGCAGACGCCGACAGGUCACCCAUGUUCCUGCAGUUCAUUGACUGCGUUUGGCAAAUGACCAGGCAAUUCCCAAAUGCCUUUGAAUUCAAUGAGCACUUUUUAAUCAUCAUUCUGGAUCACCUCUAUAGCUGCUUGUUUGGAACAUUCCUCUGUAACUGUGAGCUGCAGAAACUCAAAGAGGGGGUCGUGGAAGAAUCCGUCUCUCUCUGGUCCUUCAUCAACAGCCAGCUGGAGGAUUUUAUAAAUCCACUGUAUGUGAACUACUCCAGCCAUGUCUUGUACCCAGUCACCAGUACCCGCAACUUGGAACUAUGGGCUGGAUACUAUAUACGCUGGAAUCCUAGAACAAGACCACCGGGCGCCAUCAACAGCCGCUACAAAGUUCUACUGGCCAAGCGCGCGGAGCUCCAGAAACGCUUGGAAGAGCUACAGCGAGAGAUCAGCAACCGCUCAACCUCGUCGUCCGAUAGAGGAAGCUCCCCGCAGCCCAUCACUUCCGUGCAAACCGUGGUAUAACCUGGACAGUUCUUAGUGGUGGCACUUUGUACCUAGUCCAGCGGUGGGCACUUGGGAGAAGCUCCAGCGAGGCUCUUCAGCUGGAACCACUGAUUGGGAAGCCUUGGUGCUGGCCUUGCCAAGUCUAAGCUAUUCAUUUCGCAUUUAUUCUGUGCCCCCUUGCAUCAGUCUCCAACUGGGUAACACUAUAACUAUAUCAGUAUUUAGUGAACGCUAAUUAAAAAAAAAAAAUUAUAAUAAUUAUUUAUAAAUUUCAUGUAAUUUAAUGUUGCACUGCUGCCGGAUAUUACUGACGCACUCUACUCAAGGCUGUUUGUAUGUGAAACUAAUGCUGCAUGGAAUAUAUGCUAGUAGGUUAGGUUACAUGAAGCCAUUAUACAGUAUGGGGGCAAUGUAAUACAAGACACUAAAGUUUGCCCAGGUGCAGUAACCUAUAGCAACCAAUCAGUUGGUAGCAUUUAUUGGUCACCUGUUCUUAUUGGUUGCUGAGUUACUGCCCCAAGGCAAACUUAGUGCCUUUUAUUACAUAUGGGAGUAUAGCUUUAAAGAAGGAAAAGUAUAGUCACUGGGGGGGGGGCUAAUAAAUUGGAACUCCCGCCCCACUGAUUAUACUGUUCCUUUUUCUUUAACAGCCAAAACUGUGUAUGUUUAUAAAAUGACAUGGAAAAUAUUUAUUCUUGUAUAAUUCCAGUGUGAUUAUUUUGAAGCACAAUUAUUUUAAAAUAAUAAUGCUAAACUACUAAAGAGAAACCAUUAAAGGCCUUACUUAUUUAUUUAGUAUUACAGAAUGCAGGGACCUAUGUGGGGAACUAUAAGGAUGUACAAGCAAUAAUAUUUAUCAAGGGCUAGGGGCAAAUGGCAUAAUGUGGCCAUUGGAGCGCAUACACAACCCAGUACCAAUAUAGGCACAAAACUAUGGACUCUCUUUGUUUCUGAUGCACAGUGGGUACCAAUACGGGUGCCAUAUACAGGAGAGGCACAAAACUUUACAUUUUUUGGCCAGUUAUCCCAUGAUUUGUCAAUGAGCCCAACAGGCUUGCAAUGAAAAUACCAUAUUUGAAACAGAAUCCAACUUGCCUAGAUGGUUUCACUGACCAAAAAGUACUGGUGCCAAUAGCAGAGGCCAAAGUGCCCUAAUGAGUCGGAUUAUAACUGGUUUAUGAAGACCCCCAUUCAUAUGCUGCAGUAUGGGGGCCACUGAACAUUCUCCAUGUUUUAAGUACCCGCAGGUGGAUAGACAUAUAUUACUCUGUUUUGGGAAUAUUUACGCACAAUAUGUUAGUAUUGUGACUUAACCUCAUUAAUUUAUCUGCAAUUAAAUUAAUUGUUGCCAUUAUUAUGGUGAAUGUGGAUCCCUCACUAUAAAAGUGCCUUAAUAAACAGUAUCUAACAAUGA